GUAUGUACAAAUGUACAUACAUACAAAAUGCAAUCUAGUUAGUUGAGCUUUUGGCGCAGAGAAAUCAACAGGUGUGAUAGCUGAAAAAAAUUUUAAGGCGAUGUCAUCCAGUAGCUCCAGCUUGGACAUUGGUUCGAAGACGCUCAUCGGCGUGGGCGUUGGCCUGGCAGUGGCGGGAGGGGCAAGCUAUUUCCUUUACCGCCGCUACCUACAAUACCGGGAUGCCAUGCCUCUGAAGUGGAGGCGCGUGGGAACGUUGCAUCAGAUCAACCUAUUUCCAGUCAAGUCCUGUGCUCCACUCGACUUGACACCGGGCACCGAGUACGAAUGCGAUAUGCUGGGAUUGUCCUACGAGGGAAUACGCGACCGCACACUAAUGCUGCUGGAUGAAAGUAACACAAUGGUGACGGCUCGGGGUUUUCCUCAAAUGUUGUUAAUAAAGUCAAGGAAAGUCUCGGUGAAUGAAAUCGUAUUCAGUGCACCGGGUAUGCCCGAUUUGGAAUUUGAUUUCGAGAACUUGGAGAGUCCUGGCCAGGAUUUGCAUACCACCGUCUGGGGCGCCCCCGUGGAUGCCAUGAUUUGUGGCGAACGGUUCGACAAGUGGUUCUCUCUGUUCAUCUUGAAGAAGGAAACCGGACUAAAGCUGGUGCACUAUCCGUACCCGAAGGCCGUAAAGAUCAUCAAUCCGCGAUUGAAGAACAUGCCCCACAUAAGACAAGCGGAUUCGGGCACUUUCAACGAUGCGACAAGCUAUAUGCUCAUGAAUCUGUCAUCGGUCGCCGAUCUGAACUCUCGAAUUAAGAAUCCCGUGGAUCCGCUCCAAUUUCGAGGUAACUUCGAGCUAAAAGCUGAUGUAGACGAGCCCUACGCGGAGGAUCAUUGGCAAUGGGUUCGCAUUGGUGACGAGGCCGUUUUUCGUUCAGUGGCUCCAUGUACACGUUGCAUUCUUCCGAAUAUUAAUGUCAAUACAGCGGAGCGGGACAUCGACGGCGAACCCUUAAAGACUUUGAAAAGCUAUCGAUUGUUCAACUAUAGCUCCCCAGCACUGGGCAUACAUUUGGGUCUGCGGCAGCCAGGCAGGGUCAAGGCCAAUGAUGUUGUGUAUGUGGAGGACAAGUGAAUAAAUCGUUGAAAAUUUCGUCUGCUUAUCGUAUAGUUAAUUAUGUAUACACUCAUGUUUAUUAAAUAGAACAUAUGUAGAUAAUGAAA
Molecule: messenger RNA, 1209 nt
Organism: Drosophila obscura
Lineage: Eukaryota; Metazoa; Arthropoda; Insecta; Diptera; Drosophilidae
Product: mitochondrial amidoxime-reducing component 1-like
Exons: 4
Coding region: 101-1120 (339 amino acids)
Molecular function (GO): catalytic activity; pyridoxal phosphate binding; molybdenum ion binding
Source: RefSeq, a predicted model, not a curated record